Messenger RNA from Soboliphyme baturini, 231 nucleotides. Lineage: Eukaryota; Metazoa; Nematoda; Enoplea; Dioctophymatida; Soboliphymatidae. The record is from the annotation of a GenBank genome assembly.
AUGGAACACUUUGUGUGUGACCCUGCCACCGGUUGCGCACUCGAAACAGUGAUUGGCCAGCGCAAAUUGGUCACAUGUGAGCAGUUCGCCAGGAACAAUGUGGCCGGCGUGAAAGCUGCCAUCGCACGCACCGCUCUUGUUUGGCCGUCUUACAGUGAGAAUCCGCGAAAGCUGCUCGGUCGAUUUACGACCGUUGUCACCGAAGAUCGAUUAAGUGGGGCGGGCGACUGA